Molecule: messenger RNA, 543 nt
Organism: Haliotis rufescens (red abalone)
Lineage: Eukaryota; Metazoa; Mollusca; Gastropoda; Lepetellida; Haliotidae
Product: histidine-rich protein PFHRP-II-like
Exons: 1
Coding region: 1-543 (180 amino acids)
Source: RefSeq, a predicted model, not a curated record
AUGGACACAAGGUGCAUCUGCUGCUGGAUGGACACAAGGUGCAUCUGCUGCUGGAUGUACACAAGGUGCAUCUGCUAUAGUGAUGGACACAAGGUGCAUCUGCUGCUGGAUGGACACAAGGUGCAUCUGCUGCUGGAUGGACACAAGGUUCAUCUGCUGCUGGAUGGAAACAAGGUGCAUCUGCUGCUGGAUGGACACAAGGUGUAUCUUCUGCUGGAUGGACACAAGGUGCAUCUGCUCCUGGAUGGACACAAAGUUCAUCUGCUGCUGGAUGGAAACAAGGUGCAUCUGCUACAGUUAUGGACACAAGGUGCAUCUGCUGCUGGAUGGACACAAGGUGUAUCUUCUGCUGGAUGGACACAAGGGGCAUCUGAUGUAGUGAUGGACACAUGGUGCAUCUGCUACCGUGAUGGACACAAGGUGCAUCUGCUGCUGGAUGGACACAAGGUGUAUCUUCUGCUGGAUGGACACAAGGGGCAUCUGCUGCUGGAUGGACACAAGGGGCAUCUGCUGCUGGAUGGACACAGUGUGCAUACGCUGUAG